UAAAAAUAGUGACAGUCACUUCGGGUGAAUUAAAAUCGAUCACUUGUUAGUGUUUGUAGCAAAAGUAGCCAUGGUGCCAGAUUUACACGUACCUUGAAUUAAAGACGCACCAUGACACACUACAUCCACCUAAAAAUAGCAAAAAUUUUGUCACUACUCCCCUUGGAAAACAAGUACAAGUCGUACCACAAAGCCCACGGAAUUUUAAUCAUAGUGUGUUUGUUGGCAAUGUUCGCCGGAAACAUCUACUACCGAAUCUACUACUACUACCGCUACAUCAAAAACAUCCGAAAACUACUUGACGCCAUGAUCCACACCUUCACCACCCUAACCAACGUCAACUCCAUCCUAGUAGCCGCUUUUUUCCACCACAAACACUGGAUUCUACUCCUCAAAAAAAGCAAAACCCCUUUACUCGUCACGACCUGCUUCAGCAACACCUUCUUCUACAUUUUGGAUUUCCUCUUCAUCUUCUACACUUUCUGCGAAAUCAACUACUACCGAAAAAUCAACACCCGCAUCAUCACGUACUUGAUUCCCUCCUACAUCAACAUUUUCAUCAUCCUGAUGUCCAUCCUCAACAUCAACUACUACGCCAACGAACUCAAAAAUAUGUUGUCCACUUUUAGACUAAAUUUGAAAAGCGAAAAAAUCAAGCUCGACGAAAUUAUCGAAAAAGAAACCAAUCCUUACAUCGUUUCAAAAAAGUUUGCUUCUGAGUCCCGGACUGACGACCAUUUCAAGUACUUCGUGGACAUUUGCUACAAAAUGGACGCCUUUAACAAGAUCUACGGCUGGCAGAUUCUUAAUUUUGCCGCGGUUCUUCUCAUUUUUGCCUAUGAUAGUUUGAGCACGGUGUUGAGGGAGUUCUUCAGGGAAGACCCGAGUCAGAUGCACAUUCAGUUGUUGUUGAUUAAGAUGCUCAAGUGUUUCAACUUCUUGAUUUUUGGACUCUUGUUGAUCAAGCCGUGCUUCGCUUUUAAUAGUCAGAUGGACAAAGUCGUGGUUCUUUGUCGGAAGAUUUUGAUCAAUCUUCCCGAAACGUGUGACAAUGGGUUUUGUCGGUAUUUGAAGUUGAAGUUGGUUUUUUUGUUGAAACAGAUUGAGAUGAAGAAGCCGUAUUUUUCGGCUGCUGGGUUUUUUGAGGUGGAUUAUGUUAUGUUGGUGUAUAUUUUGAAUGGGAUUACGUCGUAUUUGAUGGUUACGUUGCAGGCGGCGUAUUAGCAAAAUUUUUUCUAUUGCGUCUUACUCAUUAAAGUUUUUUUUAUGUUUAUUGGCACUAUUGUAUGAAAUUAGUUGUCAUAAUUUUUAUUUAGACCUUACGCAAUAUCUAAUUAAUAUUAUCUGUUGAUUUAUCGAGUUUCACUACCGUUUCAUCUUUAAAAAUAAAUACUCGUUUUGCGCAAUUUAGCUUUAUUGUUACGAGCAUUUUUCUGAAAAUUAAAAAAAAUCACA
Messenger RNA from Zophobas morio, 1455 nucleotides. RefSeq lists its product as uncharacterized. The transcript has 2 exons. The record is from RefSeq and is a predicted model, not a curated record. Gene Ontology annotation, cellular component: membrane; axon; neuronal cell body. Gene Ontology annotation, biological process: sensory perception of taste; male courtship behavior; chemosensory behavior. The coding region runs from base 112 to 1224 and encodes 370 amino acids. NCBI's taxonomy places the organism in Eukaryota, Metazoa, Arthropoda, Insecta, Coleoptera, Tenebrionidae.